AUGACUUCUCCCAGUGGUACCUCCACUGUCCCCCACUUCAAAUUCCGCCAUCGCGGGGAGACGGUGGACUGGCGGCAGAUGUACAAGGUGGACAUAAACCAUGUAAAAAGCCACUUGGAUAUAGAAACUCUGCAGGAGCACAUCAAGGAAGUGAUGUUGUGCAGCCUGGAUGGGGAGCGGUGCCAGGAGUGCCGGAGCCCGGUGGACCCGGGCCUUCUCAAGGUCCUGCAGCUGGCGCAGCUCUCGAUGGAGUGGCUGCUCCACUGCCAGGAAGUCCUCAGCCUCAACCAUCAUGCGGUGGAGGAGAGGCUGAAGUGUCCAAUUUGUAAGAAGGGGUUCUUCACUCCACAAUUCCUACGGAGCCACAUGGAACGCCGUCAUCCGGAGGACCAUGAGAGCCAGCUGCAGUCGGAUCGGGAAAUUAAAUCUCAGAUCAAUAAUCUGAAGAUGGAGAUCAGCGGCUUGAGGGGGCGGAACGUUCAGCUGCAGCAGAACCUGGAGCUCAAAACAGCUCAGGAGAAGCGACUUGAGAGUGAGCUAGACCAUUUCAAAGCUGAGGAGAUGGCUCGCUUUGAGCGAGUCCAAACCGACUCUGCUCGCUCCCAGGAACAACUCCUCCUGAAGCUGGAGCUGCAGCUGAAGGAGCAGGAGAAGCGACUUGAGAGUGAGCUAGACCAUUUCAAAGCUGAGGAGAUGGCUCGCUUUGAGCGAGUCCAAACCGACUCUGCUCGCUCCCAGGAACAACUCCUCCUGAAGCUGGAGCAGCAGCUGAAGGAGCAGGAUGAAUCGUGGAAAUCCAUCCUGCACCAGACCAAGGAACACCAUGACUCUGAAAUGAAUAAGAUGGUAAAUAUUCCCUCCAACACCAAAGAAGUGGAAGAACCAGUGGUGGUCUGCGCACUGGCACCAGAGCCCAAACCAUCGAGGGUUGUUCUUGACUCGAGCAGCGCCUCUGAGCUGGAACAGAGUUCGAGCAUGAUGAAUCUAAGUGGUGUAAAGAGCAAGGAUUUCACUUUCUUCAUGGCCAAAGUGAAUUCAUUGGAGGACCAAGCAAAGGAGGUGCCUGGUUACUGGCGCUGUCGGGGGGAGCUCGACCUCAGCUUGGACGAGAAGAUGAGCGCCAGAAUGAUGACAGAAGCUCCUCCAGAGCCUCAGGCUCCAUCUGGACAAGCGGUUCAAGGCAAAGAGUCCAAGACUCCCCAGCCAGCGCCGAGGGCCGAGAGCACCACCAAAAGGGUUCCCACGGUGGAGGACACGUUUCAGGAGGGCCAGGAGAAGGAAGAACAACAGGAUAAAGAGAAAAUCAAGGCGGAAGACAACGCUAUUGAAAUGUCCGAGGACUUCGAUGGCCAGAUGCAUGAUGGGGAUGAGAAAGAACCAGGUGAAGAUGAAGACUCUGCUAAAGAGGACCAGGAGGAUCUGGACAAAAAGAUGGGGAACCUGGGUGAAGGCGAGACUGACACUCUGGAUGAGAGGAUGUGGGGAGAUGAUGAGGAUGAUGAUGAGGAGGAGGAAGAGGAAAGGGACCAGGAGGAAGAGUCUGGCCAGGGCAUGGACCAGGGUGAAUCCGAGCUGGUUGCCAAAGACGACAACUUGGACGCUGAAGAGCCAAACAAAGACAAGAAAAACCAGGAUAAAGAUGAACAGAUGGUUGAGGAGGAGAAAGAAAAGAUCCACGAGCAUGGAGAUGAGAGGGAGUUUGAUGAGAAUGAAGUGGAUUCGUACCACGGUCAGCAGGACAAGAGGCCUGAGGCUGAGGCCAUGGAUCUCCCCGAGGAUCUCAAUCUGGACCAGGAUGAAGAACCUGGAGAGGAUGGAGAGGGCGAGGGUGACGAAAAGAAUCCCUUAGACAUUGAUGAAAAAGCCAUGGACCUGGAUGAGAAGGAGGAUGGAGAGAAAGAUGGAGGAGAGGAUGAAGGAGCAGAGGAGAUGCAGGAGGAACAGACAGACCUACCAGGAGAGGAGAAGGAGAAGGAGAAGGAUCAAGAGCCCAAGACUGAAGAGGAGGAGGGAGAAGGAGAGAAAAAAGGAGUUGACGAGGAGUCUGCUGCGCAAGAUGAAGAGGAGGAGGAGAAGGAGAAGAGUGGACAAGAGGCAGGAAGAGAUGAAGAUCAGACUGUUCGCGAUGACAAAGGAGACAAACCAAAAGAUGAAGAGGAGGAGGGUGGGGAUGAGGAGCAGCCAGAGUCAGCAGAGAGGAAGGAGCAUGACCGAGACGGUCAGACUGGAGAGGAGAAUGUCCAGAGUGACACAGCUGUGGAGCUGGGAGGAGAAGCGUCGGAGAAAGACCAAGCUAAAGAGGAACAUGGGAGCGGGGCAGCUGAUGCCAGCCAAGCAGAUGGUCACCAGUCAAAGCUGACGGCUAGAAUGGCUGCACAGACACAGACUCAGAGCAAGACUCAGAGCUUCAAGAGGAAGCCUGGCCACGCGGACAACGAGCGAUCGACAGGCGACUACAACGAACAAAUAAACAAGCGUCUGCGUACAGUGGAGAGCAGCAAGGACAGAAGUGCAGACAACAGGCCGAGCGACGCCCAGCAGGAUUCUGAGCUGUACGAGCACAUCAAACAGGGAGAGACGGCCUACGACACUCAGACAUACGAUGUGGCAAGUGCAGACCAGCAGAAAGCAGCGGGGCCUCAGCAGGACCAGGAUCAGAAAGAUGAGGAUGUUGCCAUGGAAACAGAGGACCAGGAAGAGGACCUCCGUGCCGCUGACGUCCAGGAGCUGAAGCCUGAGCAGCUGGAUUCAACCAAGGCCUCCCAGAAAGGUGUAGACAGUGGGGAGAUGGACGUGCAGAGGCAGGGCGAGGAGGAGGAGGACCAGGAGAGAUGGAAGGACCGCCAGCGUCUCGCAGAAGAUAGGCGAGCAGAGAGAAGCACAGAAUCCACAAUUCACACUAUUCCUGAGCUGCUGAUGGACACCAUGGAGAAAGCAGAGAGAGACCCAGAGGAGAUCAGGAGGGAGAUGGAGCUGCAGCUGGAGGCCUGGCACAAACUGGCUCCAGGAGCUCAGGAGGAGGUGAGAGGAGAUUACCGCACAGGGAAGCGUCUGAACAUGAGGAAGGUCAUCCCCUACAUCGCCAGUCAGUUCCGCAAAGACAAGAUCUGGCUGAGGAGGACCAAGCCCAGUAAGAGAGAGUACCACGUCUGUCUGGCUGUGGAUGACUCCUCCAGUAUGGUGGACAACCACUCCAAACAGCUGGCGUUUGAAUCCCUGUCAGUGAUCAUCAACGCUCUCACUCUACUGGAGGUCGGACAGGUGUCUGUGUGCAGCUUUGGCGAGCAGGUGCAGCUGCUCCACCCCUUCCAGCAGCAGUUCAACGACGAGUCCGGGGCUCGGAUCCUCCGACUGUGUCAGUUCCAGCAGAAGAAGACCAGAAUAGCUCAGUUUAUGGAGACUUCCACCAAAAUGUUUCUCGCUGCUCGGCAGCAGAUUCCAGGAUCUGUAAACUCAGACACGGCCCAGCUGCUGGUCAUCGUCUCUGACGGCAGGGGUCUCUUCCUGGAGGGGAAGGAGCGGGUGACGGCAGCAGUGCGAGCAGCUCGCAGUGCAAAUGUGUUUGUCAUCUUCGUGGUUCUCGACAACCCCAACUCACGGGACUCCAUCCUCGACAUCAAGGUCCCCAUAUUCAAAGGGCCGGGGGAACUCCCAGAGAUCCGCACCUACAUGGAGGAGUUCCCCUUCCCCUUCUACGUCAUCCUGCGAGACGUCAACGCCCUGCCGGAGACGCUGAGCGACGCUCUCAGGCAGUGGUUUGAACUGGUCACGGCAGCCGACCAAUGAGAAGCCAUCUUUCACACAAAGGGAAGAAGUGUGCGGCGACCCACUGCACAAUGCCACUCUGCUGCUAAGCUUCUCAGCCAGAACUGAAAAUCAACAGAACAAAAAAAUAAAACAGAAGACGGAUUUACCGCUGUACAUGUGCCUUUAUUUUCCUAUUUUUACUGUAGAUUUUAGUAGAGUUUAAUAGCAACCUUUGCUGUUUUGUCUGAUUUCAUUGCGUGUGAACCACCUCAGUGAAGGGUCAGUAAAUACCUCUGUCCACCUUGUACAAUACCCCCAGACCGUCUGUUUGUCCGUGUGGAUGGGACAGUCAGUGCUGCAGAGAUCAUCCAGUCAUCCAUGUGUGAACACGACAGACAUGCAGAGCUGUGCUUUGUGUAAAAUGGACGUCACGACCUACAGUAGCAUGUUGUCGUGGUCGUGACUGAGGAACUCCUAAAUGUGCCUUGGAGAGGAGAACAGUGUUGCAUCUCCCUCCACAGCUGGAUCAGCUGCUGGUUGAGGAGUCGGAGGCACGGCCACAGCUCUGUCACCGAUUUUUUAGAAACUCCGAUCUCACACACUUUGAAGCACAACGACAGUUCCGCAGAUUCCAGUUUUGAGUGAAUGCCCCAGAAUUACCAGCGUGUGUGGUUUGAAGAUGACACAUCUGCUGAGCGACGGCUCAUCAACGUGUCUGUUAGGACUAGAUGAAAUGUGCAUUGAAAUGUUUCUCAUCACCUCUGUGUUUCGUAGCGUACAUGUAAGUGUCAGAAGACACUGGCCAUUUUUAAGAGCAUCCAUCUGUUAAAUCAUGACACGAAUGAUCCUGACAAUAAACUGUUUAAAAAGUA
This is a messenger RNA of Pleuronectes platessa (European plaice), 4619 nucleotides long. RefSeq names its product midasin. Lineage: Eukaryota; Metazoa; Chordata; Actinopteri; Pleuronectiformes; Pleuronectidae. Gene Ontology annotation, cellular component: preribosome, large subunit precursor. Gene Ontology annotation, biological process: rRNA processing; ribosomal large subunit assembly. The record is from RefSeq and is a predicted model, not a curated record. The coding region runs from base 1 to 3786 and encodes 1261 amino acids. The transcript is spliced from 28 exons.